Meriones unguiculatus (Mongolian gerbil) is the source of this 1553-nucleotide messenger RNA. It is a transcript of the gene Gpbar1, whose product is annotated as G protein-coupled bile acid receptor 1. The record is from RefSeq and is a predicted model, not a curated record. NCBI's taxonomy places the organism in Eukaryota, Metazoa, Chordata, Mammalia, Rodentia, Muridae. Gene Ontology annotation, biological process: G protein-coupled receptor signaling pathway. Gene Ontology annotation, cellular component: membrane. Gene Ontology annotation, molecular function: G protein-coupled bile acid receptor activity. Bases 450 to 1445 code for a protein of 331 amino acids. The transcript is spliced from 3 exons.
CCCAGGCCAGGGCAGAGUCUGAGCAGGCAAGCCUGGUUCUUGCUGCUCCCGGCAUAGAAGCACCAUGCACUCAUUGGCCAGGACACCCGGCAUGACCCGAAGACCUGUGAAGAGUGGUUGCUGUGACUCUCUGAUCCUCAGCUGAAGGGCUGGCAAACACCACCUGCUCCUAACAGCCAUCUGAUGCAGGUCCUGGGAGAGGCCAGAGGAGCCCAGGGCGGAAUCCUUCCAUAUUGACUUUGAUCCUAGCAACGGCAGAUGCUCCUGUUGACGGGAUCCAGGACCCCUCCCUCCCUCUGACCCUCCAAUGUGGCCUGGGCCUGAGAUCAGGCAGCCAAGUUGAAAGCAAGCUAGUGAGUCAGUUUGGAGGCUUCUCCUUGUCCCCUGGAUUCAGCCUGUGUUUAGAGGCAUGCCGGCUGUAGCUCCAGGCCUUCCAUGUGCCAAGACCCAUGAUGACACACAACAACACUGGGGAGGUGGCCAGCUCCAUUCCAAUGGGGGUUUUGGGGCUUUCCCUGGCCCUGGCAAGCCUCAUCGUCAUCGCCAACCUACUCCUGGCCCUAGGCAUCGCCCUGGACCGACACCUGCGCAGCCCACCUGCUGGCUGCUUCUUCCUAAGCCUACUGCUAGCCGGGCUACUCACUGGGCUGGCACUGCCAAUGCUGCCUGGGCUGUGGAGCAGGAGCCAUCGUGGCUACUGGUCCUGCCUUCUUCUCCACUCGGCCCCCAACUUCUCUUUCCUCUCCCUGCUCGCCAAUCUGCUGCUGGUGCAUGGGGAGCGCUACAUGGCUGUGCUGCAGCCUCUCCGGCCCCGUGGCAGUGUGCGGCUAGCCCUGCUCCUCACCUGGGUCAGCCCCCUGCUCUUUGCCAGCCUGCCUGCUCUGGGCUGGAACCACUGGAGCCCUGGUGCCAACUGCAGCUCCCAAGCCGUCUUCCCGGCCCCCUACCUCUACCUUGAAGUCUAUGGGCUUCUGCUGCCUGCAGUGGGGGCAGCUUCCCUUCUCUCUGUCCGAGUGUUGGCCACUGCCCACCACCAACUGCAGGAUAUCCGACGACUGGAGCGGGCCGUGUGCCGUGAUGCGCCCUCCACCCUGGCCAGGGCUCUCACCUGGAGGCAGGCUAGGGCACAGGCGGGAGCCAUGCUGCUCUUUUUGCUGUGUUGGGGGCCCUAUGUUGCCACACUGCUCCUGUCAGUCUUGGCCUAUGAGCGCCGUCCACCACUAGGGCCCGGAACUCUGCUAUCUCUCAUCUCACUGGGCAGCACCAGCGCUGCAGCUGUGCCGGUGGCCAUGGGUCUGGGUGAUCAGCGCUACACGGCCCCCUGGAGGGCAGGUGCCCAAAGGUGGCUACAAGUGCUUCGAGGAAGAGCCAAGAGGGACAGUCCAGGCCCCAGCACUGCCUACCACACCAGCAGCCAAAGCAGCACUGACCUGGACUUGAAUUAAGGAAUGCCUCCCAGGAGCCUUCAUCCAUCUCACAUGCCCACCUCUUUGGAUUAGAGCCCUUUCUCCGUAAGACCUCAUCCAGACCAAAUAAAUCUCUGGACACCUUUG